This is a messenger RNA of Saccharomyces paradoxus, 1371 nucleotides long. It is a transcript of the gene CDC40, whose product is annotated as Cdc40p. The record is from RefSeq and is a predicted model, not a curated record. The coding region runs from base 1 to 1371 and encodes 456 amino acids. Gene Ontology annotation, molecular function: protein binding; mRNA binding. Gene Ontology annotation, biological process: mRNA splicing, via spliceosome. Lineage: Eukaryota; Fungi; Ascomycota; Saccharomycetes; Saccharomycetales; Saccharomycetaceae. Gene Ontology annotation, cellular component: catalytic step 2 spliceosome. The transcript has a single exon.
AUGUGUUUAGUAGAAGGCUAUGGCACCAGCUCAGACUCUGAUUCAGACUUUGAUGAAAGCAAAUCCAUCGAUAAAAAAAAAAAAAGAAACUUGCAUAAAGAAGAUGCUUCGUAUGAACCCUCUCAGAAUAAUAUUCGUAAAAGAAAAUUACAUUUUACAAAGUCAGAACUAAAAAGAAGACGGAAAACUCGUAAAGGAGGUGGGCCGUGGGGCAGUUGGUCAAGUAGUGACGAUGAAACUUCACAAACCAGCGAAUCUCAUACACAAGAACAGGAUAUCUUCAUGCACACACUAGCUGAGAACAACCAAGAUUUAGAGCAGACAGAGACCGAAGAAGUCUCCAAUUUUUAUGGUAAAUCGGAAAAGGAUUAUCAAGGCAGAGGAUAUUUACAUCCUCCAAAUGAUGUGGAUGUUGAUCUUCGUGAGGAAAUAAUGUCCUCUCGGUGUUACUUGCCAAAAAAAGUCAUACGCAACUAUCCAGGGCAUCCAGAUGGGACAACUGCACUGAAGUUUUUACCAAAAACUGGACAUUUAAUUCUUUCUGGUGGUAAUGACCAUAUUAUAAAAAUUUGGGAUUUUUACCAUGACUAUCAAUGCCUACGAGAUUUUCAAGGUCAUACCAAGCCUAUCAAGGCGUUACGGUUCACCGAAGACUGUCAAUCUUUUCUGAGUUCUUCCUUUGAUAGAAGCGUUAAAAUUUGGGAUUCUGAAACUGGUAAAGUGAAAACUAAGCUGUAUCUUAACUCAACACCAGCUGAUGUUGAAUCUCGACCUUCUAACCCCCAUGAGUUCAUAGUGGGUUUAUCGAAUUCGAAAAUAUUACACUAUGACGAUCGCGUUUCAGAAAAGCAAGGUCUUGUGCAGACAUAUGAUCAUCACCUAAGUAGUAUUCUGGCUCUGAAGUAUUUCCCUGAUGGUUCAAAGUUUAUUUCAUCCUCCGAAGACAAGACGGUAAGAAUCUGGGAAAACCAGAUCAAUGUGCCAAUAAAGCAAAUAAGUGACACGGCUCAACAUUCUAUGCCAUUUUUAAAUGUACAUCCAUCUCAUAACUAUUUCUGUGCACAAAGUAUGGAUAAUAGAAUAUAUUCUUUCAGUUUAAAACCCAAGUAUAAGAGGCAUCCAAAAAAAAUAUUCAAAGGGCAUUCGUCGGCUGGUUACGGGAUAAGCUUGUCAUUUUCCGGUGACGGUCGAUACAUAUGUUCAGGCGAUUCAAAAAGCAGACUAUUUACAUGGGACUGGAACACAUCGCGUUUAUUAAAUAACAUCAAGAUUCCAGGCAAUAAGCCUAUAACUCAAGUUGACUGGCACCCUCAAGAAACAAGUAAAGUCAUUUGCAGUGGCGCUGCAGGUAAGAUAUAUGUAUGUGACUAG